Messenger RNA from Nylanderia fulva, 2244 nucleotides. Its product is annotated as fatty-acid amide hydrolase 2-like. Gene Ontology annotation, cellular component: endomembrane system. The record is from RefSeq and is a predicted model, not a curated record. NCBI's taxonomy places the organism in Eukaryota, Metazoa, Arthropoda, Insecta, Hymenoptera, Formicidae.
UUUGGCGCGCUCCCAUGGCUGGACUUCGGGGUGUCUCGAUUUGAAAUUACAUCGAUCCUUUGUCAGUUCUAGACUUCUCAGUCGCUUAAAUUACAUAAAUAUAUAUCGCAGCGGCCAAUUUUCGCGCACGUAGAAAAUUGUUUGACAUCAAAAUCCAAGAACGUCAUAAGGGGAACAAAAUUAUACGACGAAACAUUAGGAAAUAUUUCUUUGAACAUCAGCGUUUUUAGCAUCACUUCAGCCGGAGUGUCCGAUAAUUCAGAAUUGCUUCGAAGAGAUAAGCUUGGUGUCGAUAAGGCUGUUGUAAAACAAGAUCUUAUUAUAUAUCGCUGUUUAACGACAAUGUUGUUAAAGUUGCGCGUAGUCUUCGGUAUAGCAUAUAUUUUAUAUGCAAUAUUACGUCAGAUUUUGUUAUUUAUUCGCAAGAAACCGGAAAAAAUACCGCCGAUAACAGAUCCUUUAUUUACAUUAAGCGCCACUACGCUUGCUAAAAAAAUUAGACAAAGAGAAAUUACGUGUUACGAUGCGGUGAACGAAUACACACUGCAAAUUAAAGAAGUGAAUCCGUUCUUAAAUGCUGUCGCCGGCAAUCGAUUUGGCGAUGCAAUAUACGAGGCGAAAAUCUGCGACGAGCAAUUAGCAGCCGGCAAAAUUGACAUUGAAAGAUUAGAGAAGGAAAAGCCGUUGUUCGGUGUGCCGAUCACAGUCAAGGAAUGUUGCGCUGUUAAAGGUUGCAGUCAUUCAGGCUGUUCUUUACCUCUCGCAAAGAGAAAAGCAGCCUGCGAUGCAGAAGUCAUCAAGCUGCUCCGAAACGCUGGAGCGAUCCCAGUUUGCGUUACAAACACUCCGGAGAUGUGCGCCGGCUUUGAGAGCUCGAAUUUUCUGUACGGUCGUACUCGUAAUCCUUACGACACUAGAUACACACCUGGUGGAUCGUCUGGCGGAGAGGGUGCGUUGCUCGGGUCAGGCGCUUCCGUGAUCGGAAUCGGUUCGGAUUUAGCUGGCUCUAUAAGAAUACCGGCUCUUUUCAACGGCGUUUUUGGACACAAACCUACAGCAGAAAUCGUUUCGACGAUAGGACACCUGCCGCUUUCCGAGGAUAAAGUUUUUCAAAAACUCCUGACCUUCGGGCCGAUGACCAGAUACGCGGAGGAUCUCGGGCUGCUUAUGAGAGUGCUGACGUCCAAGUGCGAUCGUAAUUUGCGUCUAAAUGUACCAGUGGAUCUGCGACAAUUAAAGGUUUACUAUCGAUUAGGCUUGGAUGAGGCAUUCGGUACUUUGUCGGUGGUGCCAGAAAUUAAGGAGUGCAUUCAUAGAGCGGCGAUGCACUUUACGCAAUACGAUAUUCGCCCGGAGAAGUUGCCAAUAGAAUGGCCGACUGAAUUAGUCGAGAUUGUGCUGACCGGACUUUUGAAUGUGAAAGACAUACCUAACUUAUUGAUAGAUGCCAAGGAUCCCAAGCUGAAAAAAAAUGCAUUUAUCGAAUUCGCAAAAUCUGUGUUCGGCUUGUCGCAAUACACGAAGCAGACAACUCUCUUCACCACGAUUUUUGAGACCCGUAUUCCAUUCUCGGAAUCGGAUGUGGAGUAUUACACGAAGCAAGGAACAGCGAUUCGGCAAAAACUGCUGGAUCUGUUGGGAGAGAACGGAAUAUUUAUUUACCCGACCUUCCGGUCCACGGCGGUCCUUCCUGAAUUGAUCACAUUUGAAACCCUGAGUACUUCCUACUCCGGUAUUUUCAAUACUUUUGGUUUUCCCGCGGUGCACAUACCGAUGGGACUUAACCACAAGGGGUUGCCUAUCGGUGUUCAGGUGAUAGCUGCGCCUUAUCAGGAUCGCCUCUGUCUGGCGGUAGCGAAAGAGCUGGAGACUGCUUUCGGUGGUUGGGUGCCACCAUCGAUAUCGAUAAAGAACAAAUAAAUUAUCAUUACAAAUUGUUAAUUUUUUAAAUAACAGCUAGUGUUACAUAUUUUUGUUAUAUGAAAAAAUGGCACGCGAAUAAUAGAAUUCGCGAUGAACUGUUAAAUUUCUAUAAUUUUAUACGUACAGUCAUUUUCACAGAAAAUCUGCCAUUGUGUAUUAUUGAUGUAUUAUUUCUUGUUAAAAAUUUCUUAAUAUAUCUGUAUAUUUUUUAAUACUAUUGUAUAUGUUACAAAUAAUUUUUUUAAUAACAGAUGGUGUUACAUAUUUUUGUCAUAUGGAAAAAUGGCGCGCAAGUAAUAAAGUUUAUGAUGUACUAUUAAA